CUGCUUCAGUCAGUCAUGUCUUUGUGCAGGCAGGAAAACAAGAAGGACGGGGCAGCCUUGACUGGGCGUUUGGCAGGGUGCAGGAGCAGUAAACACCUGACACACAAAGGUCAGAGUGGAGAGCACGUAACAGGGAAGGGUUUACAACCAGUGACAUGCUUUUUCUGUCAUACCCGGGCCGUGGACAUCAAGGUACUUUUGCUGGUAAAUGGCUUUGAUAAUGCAGGUCAAUAGCGUAGCUAAGUCUUGUAUGAUAAACUGAAGCCCCUCCAGUCAAGUGACUCCCAGUCAUCUCAGGUCAUAUAGUCCAUGCCACCAGCUCUCAUUCCUUCCCCUCUGUCCAACAUCACAAGGUAUAAAGAGUGCAUUAAGCUGUCACACAGUGGAGUCAAGAGAAUACUCAGUAAAGACCCGUGUUUCAGGGCCGAGACAGGCUCACUGCUGCAGCUUAAACGGCCGCUAUCAAGAUGCCCGCCACCAACAAAAUCAUUUCUGACACCCGGAAGUCUGAUAAAGCAAAAAAAGCCAAAGCUGGAAACACAUCCACAGAUCCCAGCCUACGAGUCGAACAUCCCCGAACCAAAAUGCAGAGCUGAUCUCAUCAAACACUGGUUCAACAUAUCCCUGGACGACAAGACGGCCAAUAAGAUGCUGUGGAUCGGAGAAAAUGGUGCCAAGGUGGCCCGUAUGACUGACGAUCUCACUUGUCCCGUCUUGGAUAGACCCGAGAGAUAUGAGUAUUCUCCCCAGGUUCUGUGCAGAGAAGGCAUCCUGGGCUUCAGAGGCUACUGGGAGGUAGAGUUCUCAGGGUGGGUCAUGGUCGGCGUUGCGUAUGAACAAGCAGAAAGGAGGAUCAGCGACGUAUCCUGUGGCCUGGGAGAGAACGAAGAGUCCUGGGCUAUUGGCUGGUCUGGUUCCCACUAUGAGGCCUGGCACAAAGGCCACCUUAUGCAGAUCAUGGAGAUUCCUAAGUACUCCACAAUUGGUGUAUACCUUGACCAGCCUGCUGGCAUCCUAAAUUUCUAUGGUGUAGAGGAGGGAAAGGAGGGAGAGGAGAGCACGGGAGUCAAGGAGGUUCACAUUUUGCAGCAGAUUAGGAGCUCCUUUAAGCAAAAAAUGAUACCAGGUUUCUGGGUGGGGCCACAGUCACACUGUUUGAUCAUAAAGAAGGAGGAAUAAAGGACUAAAUCUGCAUUAUGAUAUUGCAUCAAAAUAACAUUCAUCACAGUCAGUGAUUAUUUGCUGAACGCUGGCUGAGAGACGAGUAACGCCAGCAUGGUCCUGUUAAUAUUUGUCUUCCAUAAACUUGCGUAAAUCCAACGCUUAUCAUAAUUAAAACAUUAGCACACUUGCUUAUACACAGUAUCUCUGAGGCAGAUAUACAGUUUGUAUCUAUCAAUAUAAGCAAUCAGUUGCUCUUAUGGACUUUCCUGAAACCACUGGACCACUCAAGGUUUAUACUGAUACGUUUAUAGUUAUUUUUAUUCCUUCAUUGUUUUUGUUUGCUAAGAACGUAUAGAGUUACCUCGUUUGAAAUGAAUUUAUGAAUAAUGUAAAGUAACCCUGAGUGAGAACAUUUUGAACUGGUAUGUUAACUCGUGUAUUAGCGAAAGACAAUGACAUGUACUGGAGGAAUUUACAGCACAGUAUACUGAUUAGUUUCAUUUCCUUAAGGGUGCUCUACGCAAUGUCACACUUUUUUUUAGGUUACAUACAGCCAACAUCGCCUCACUAUCCGUGAGCUGCCUGUCCCCUAAACACACUG
Messenger RNA from Etheostoma cragini (Arkansas darter), 1765 nucleotides. RefSeq names its product tripartite motif-containing protein 16-like. Gene Ontology annotation, molecular function: protein binding. The transcript is spliced from 6 exons. NCBI's taxonomy places the organism in Eukaryota, Metazoa, Chordata, Actinopteri, Perciformes, Percidae. The coding region runs from base 310 to 1179 and encodes 289 amino acids. The record is from RefSeq and is a predicted model, not a curated record.